ACGGCAACCAAAGGAGUCCCUCUGACAGACCAGUGACACAUCCAGCUAAGACAGGCUCCCCGCAGCAGCUUUAACCUGAAGCCAAUUUAAAGAUGCCUACCACCAACAGGAUCAUCUCUGAACCCCGGAAGGCAGAUAAAAUAAAAAAAUCCAAAACUGGGAAGCCACCUGCAGAGAAAAUCCCAGUCUACGAGCCGAAUAUCCCAGAACCCAAACGCAGAGCUGACCUCAUCAAAUUUUGGAUCAAUUUGUCCAUGGAUGACAGGACUGCCAAUAAGGCCCUGUGGAUCACAGAGGGUGGUGCCAAAGUAGCUCGUAUGACUGAUAGUGUCACAUGUCCAGUCCUGGACAGACCAGAGAGAUAUGAAUAUGCUCCACAGGUUCUAUGCAAAGAAGGCAUAAUGGGUUUCCGAGGCUACUGGGAGGUGGACUUUUCCGGAUGGGUUGUGGUCGGAGUUGCGUACGAGGGAGCAGGAAGGAGGAACAUUGACGGACCCUGUGGCUUUGGAGAGAAUGAGGAGUCUUGGGGUCUGGAAUGGAGUGGGUCCAGCUAUCAUGUCUGGCACAAAGGACAAAACACUGCGAUCACAGAUAUUCCUAAAUUCUCCACUAUAGGCGUAUAUCUUGAUCAGCCUGCUGGCAUACUUAAAUUCUAUGCCGUGGAGGAGGUGAAAGGGGGAGAGGAGAGCACAGGGGCUAGAGAAGUUAAACUUUUGCAGCAGAUCAGGAGCACUUUUAAGGAGAAAAUGGUUCCAGACUGGAUACAUUUAUCUUUGGAUGAGAAGACCGCCAAUAAGAUGUUGUGGAUUUCUGACAGUGGUUCUAAGGUGUGUCGUAAAAAUAGGGAGAUUAGUCCUGUCUUGGAUAGACCAGAGAGAUAUGAAUGCUCUCCACAGGUGGUGUGCAAAGAGCAGAUCUGGAACAGCAGGGCGUACUGGGAGGUGACGCACACGGGAUGGGUGGUAAUUGGAGCCACCUAUGAAGACGCAGGACGGAGGGCAGAGUCUGGGCAAUGUGGCCUGGGAGAAAAUGAGGAGUCAUGGGGUCUGUGCUGGUCAGGAAUGCGUUAUGAAGUCUGGUUCACUGGUGUGCACAAAGACAUCAGCAAUAUCCCUUUUUUUUCAACCAUCGGUGUCUAUAUAGACCAGCCUGCUGGAAUAAUAAGCUAUUAUGCUGUAACUUGUGAGGGGACCCAGAGGGAG
Molecule: messenger RNA, 1202 nt
Organism: Menidia menidia (Atlantic silverside)
Lineage: Eukaryota; Metazoa; Chordata; Actinopteri; Atheriniformes; Atherinopsidae
Source: the annotation of a GenBank genome assembly